This is a messenger RNA of Cyprinodon tularosa, 2750 nucleotides long. RefSeq names its product transmembrane protein 185 (gene tmem185a). The coding region runs from base 192 to 1250 and encodes 352 amino acids. The record is from RefSeq and is a predicted model, not a curated record. The transcript is spliced from 7 exons. Lineage: Eukaryota; Metazoa; Chordata; Actinopteri; Cyprinodontiformes; Cyprinodontidae.
UAUCCUGUAGACGCGGGUAGUUGGGAGGAAAGAAAAAAAAAACAAAACACAACAUUUAGUAAUGAACCGGAGCCUUAAACCUGAGCUCUCCUACAAAUUAACAUGUGUAGCAUUCAGAUUAGACGGUGAAGUCACCGCCAGGGUCGACGAAGCAUCAGUAGCUAGCUAGCCGACCGGCCCUGUUGUCCACCAUGAAUUUAAGAGGACUCUUUCAGGACUUCAAUCCCAGUAAGUUCCUGAUCUACUCCUGCCUGCUGCUGUUCUCCGUGUUGCUCUCCUUGAGGCUGGAUGGCGUCAUUCAGUGGAGCUACUGGGCCGUGUUCACCCCAAUAUGGCUGUGGAAACUGUUGGUGAUCAUUGGGGCCUCAGUGGGCACUGGAGUGUGGGCACACAACCCCCAGUACAGGGCUGAAGGGGAGACAUGCGUGGAGUUCAAAGCCAUGCUGAUAGCGGUGGGGCUCCACGUCCUUCUGCUGAUGUUCGAGGUGUUGGUCUGCGAUCGCGUGGAGAAGGGGAAAUACUUCUGGCUGCUCGUCUUUAUGCCUCUCUUCUUCGUGUCGCCCGUUUCUGUAGCAGCAUGCGUCUGGGGUUUCAGACACGACCGCUCCCUGGAGCUGGAGGUCCUUUGUUCUGUAAAUAUCCUGCAGUUUAUCUUCAUCGCCCUGAAGCUGGACAGAAUCAUCAACUGGCAGUGGCUGGUGGUGUGUGUCCCGCUAUGGAUCCUGAUGUCCUUCCUGUGCCUUGUUGUCCUCUACUACAUCAUCUGGUCAGUUCUCUUCCUCCGCUCCAUAGACAUCAUCGCAGAGCAACGCCGCACUCACAUCACCAUGGCAAUCAGCUGGAUGACCAUCGUGGUUCCUCUUCUCACCUUUGAGAUCCUUCUGGUGCACAAGCUGGACGGCCACAACAGUCUGAGCUACGUGUGUGUGUUUGUCCCCCUGUGGCUCUCCCUGCUCACACUCAUGGCCACCACCUUUGGGCAGAAAGGAGGGAACCACUGGUGGUUUGGAAUCCGUAAGGACUUCUGUCACUUCCUGUUGGAGCUGCUGCCCUUCCUCAGGGAGUACGGCAACGUGUCCUACGACCUCCAACGCAGCGAGGACCCAGAGGCGGUGGAGGAUCUGCCUGUCCCUGAGCCUCCACCUAAGAUCGCCCCCAUGUUCCACAAGAAAACCGGAGUGGUGAUCACACAGAGUCCUGGGAAGUACUUUGUCCCUCCACCAAAGCUCUGCAUCGAUAUGCCCGACUAACAGAGCGUCCGAGCUGGAGUGCAGCUGCUGGACUCAUGUUUUAAAACUAUUAAAGCCAAACAGCAGAGGACACUGUUUAUAGAUUUAUCUGCUGACCUGAAGGAUUCAGAGAAAUGAGCUAAACUGAGCUGCAGGAUGAUGUGUUCAGAGCCAGUGUAGCGGUGGAUCAAAAUCCAUCAGACUGGUUCCUUCAGCUGUUUGAAGAAUUCCUGAAUCUGAAUUGAACAGCAAAGACACAAUGUGUUGCUUAUUCCCUGCUCUAUCCAAUCUAAUGAACACUUUAUGGUAUCUGACUGCAGAGAUAUCAGAGAUCCUCUGAUGAAUAGAUUUAGAUCUGUUUGAAGUAGAGUGGAUCUGACUCUGAAACGUUGACUUUAAGGGGAUAAAGCACGAGUCCAAAAAGAGACUUGGAUCAGUUUGUGAUGGGGACCAUCGAAAGACUCUCUGGCUUCAUUAUGGGAUCAGUUUAGCCCUCUUAUUUUUGUAGUCUCUUUUAUUUGGCCAUGUGUUGUACAUCCAUGGCUAAAUAAUAGAAAUAAGGGGUUGAUUAAUAUGUUUUUUUUCAGAUUUAUUUAAUUGCAAUACUUGCCAUCUGUGCACUAAAGACCAAGUCACUGUAAUCAUCCCCACGCUUAAAUAGUGCUUUUCCAUACCUUUUUCCUUUGAUUAUACAGUAGAUAAUUUUAUAAUAAUUAGAAUUACUUGCAGAAAAUUCUUAUUUUGCAGUGCAAACGUCUACAGAAGAGAUAAAAAUAACAAUAUACAAUCGACAGUAUAUACAAUUUAUAAUGCUGCUCAGUACAGAUGAAACAAUCUGAAUUUUGUAGCAAACUUUAAGAACUAUGAUAUAAAAACUGUAAAAUGAAAAUCCACUUUAAGUUUUAAAUAUUUUUAAGGUUUUAAAACCAAGGUAAGUCCUUGGUGGAUAUUUUAAACUGUCUUUAGAACGCUAGCUAGAAAGCUAGCACUUCUACAAAUUAGCUAAUUUUGGAAACCUCAAUGAUUGCUUGUGUUUAUCUCAGAGAUUCUCAUGGAUCCUAGAGGCUUUUAUUUACUCUGAGAUGUCAAAAGAUGUGUCAGCAUUUCUAAAUUAAGAAAAGAGAGAGGUUGACACUUUAAAAUAAGAGCAACUUUGCUGCAGAAUGUUCAGCCUUCUUGUUUUCUACCGAAAAUGUUGCUCUCUCAGCCUAAUAGAAAAGUUAGCUUCACAUAGCGGAUAUUCAAAAUAGGGUAUUUCAUUAUUGAAAAGAAACUUUGAUUACAGUGGCUUGUUUUUUUGUGUCUUUGAAAGCAUUGUUCUAAAAUAAACUUGAUUAAAAUUGUUUAUCAUUAGGAGAAAAUCUAAAACAGCACUUUGUUAACCAGUUCUGAGAGAAGCACUGUAGGACUUCUUAUGUUUUGUAUACCUCCUUUUUUUCUGUUUUUGUAAAUACUACAGCUCCUGAAGAUUGGGACCAGAAGAUUGAAAUAAAAUCAGUCCUACACUCCUAAUUAAAUCAA